UUGGAUUAUACUAAGUGAAAUAUUAGAAGAGAACUACAUGAAUGAUAAAAAAUAUAAUAUGUUGUUCGUUAUUAUGAUGAACACAAUUUAAUUCAUUAUUGCUUGACAUUAGCAAAACAAUAUUUUGCUGCUAUCUGAGCCUCGACAUGUUCUUUUUAUUGAAAACUCUUUUUAUAAAAAAAAAAUAGUGUAGAUAACAAACAACUAUGGAUACCGGAAGAGUUCUUUGGUAAACAAAUUCUCACUUCUUCAUACACGAUUCGCUAAAGGUCUUCACAGUAAGGGUCAUUUUCGCCAACAAGCGGUCCUUCGUCCAGCAUCAUUUUCAUAAAUUAUCAUUAUCGUCACCCCGAAGACAGGCAAGAUGGGGUGUUCAGCCUCGGCGUCGCUCAAAGCGGCCAAGGCACAAGAGGCGAAGAAAAAAGCCAAGGUAGUGAUAAGCCUAACGCCAGAGGAAAAAGCCAUCAUUCUUGAGACAUGGAAGCUGAUCGAGCCAUACCAGAGAAUUGUCGGGAAGACACUUUUUCUACGGUUUUUCAAAGAGCACCCAACGUACCAAGAUCUCUUUCCUGAGUUCCGAGGUCUGUCUCGAGACGACCUUAAGUCCACGCGUGUGUUGUAUGGUCACGCAAGCCGCGUGAUGAAAGCGAUCGAGACGGCGGUGGCAUCCAUGGAUAACAUACAGGCGUUCAGCGCGUACCUCGAGGAUCUUGGCGCGCGACACAACAAGCGCGCUCUCAAGGCUGCACAUCUUAUGGACAUGCAAGAUGCGUUUCUGUUCGCUGUUCGCGAGGUUCUUCUAUCACGCUGGAGUAGUGACAUGUCCAUGGCUUGGAACAAACUUUUUACCUUCGUCGCUGGCACCAUGAUACACGGCUGUCAGAAUUCGUGACGUCAGACAAUCUCUUUGGUUAGAUCCCUCCUUAUUGUGCUAUCGGUUUAAGGAACUCUGUACAGAAUUCUUGCUCUUUCUGUGGCAUAACAAACACUAACCCCUGUGAGAGAUGUACUGAUCCACGCGUGAUAUAGACUGAUCCACGCGUGAUAUAGACUGAUCCACGCGUGAUAUAGACUGAUCCACGCGUGAUAUAGACUGAUCCACGCGUGAUGUAGACUGAUCCACGUGUGACAUAGACUGAUCCACACGUGGGAUGAACUGAUUUUACGCGUCAGAUAGAUUGGUCCGUGCGCGAUCAAGACUGAUUCACGCGGGAGACGAACUGAUCAACGCAUGAGAACGAUUGAUUCACGCGCGAAGGACUGAUCCACGCUGGAUGGAUUUCAUUAUGUUUUUUUCAUGAUGCAAUGAACAUCGCGAAGUAACCAGCAGAGGAAAAUUUUCAUUUGUCGAUGCAAGUUUUUUUUUAUCUGUUAUUUAUAAAUGAAAUAGGAUGGAUGGAUUGUAACUAUUUCCACGUUUUAUACUAAGCAGGAACCGUGAAAGAGAAAGAUUCAGAACUUCGAUUUUUUUUCUUGCAGAUCUGGCUAAAGAAACGAUUUCCGUGUUUGAUAUUAUAUGUACAGUUUUAAAUAAAUCCGAUUUACGUUUUGGGGAGAAGAAAUCGGUUUAUCGGCAAAAGUUUUAAAAAAAUGAAAAGCUUCCCUACCAUGUACAGAACCGAAUGUAUAACCAAAGUGAUAUAUAAAAAAGGUAUAUAAAAUUGAUAUAAAUAUGUUUUAAGGUGGGAUUACAUCUUGUUAGGCGAGUGGUAUUUAGCUGCUUUAUCAUAAUGUUAACCACCGGUUCCACGUUUUUUAACCGGAUAAAAAUUAAUGAUUCUAAAAAAAAAACAGUUAGAGAUUGUUAUGACAUUCCGAAAUUUGUUAUCGAGGUUGGUAAAAUGAGCUGUGCUACUAAACGCGCAACCAAAAAGUCUUUAUUAACUACUUACUAACCGAGAGUAAGGUUUGAUAUUGCCCGGUAUGACCGAACGGUCGAGGUUAGCAAGUUGUUUAUCAUAUGGCUUUUUAAAAUAAAACGACAAGAAAACAAA
Molecule: messenger RNA, 1994 nt
Organism: Nematostella vectensis (starlet sea anemone)
Lineage: Eukaryota; Metazoa; Cnidaria; Anthozoa; Actiniaria; Edwardsiidae
Product: globin
Exons: 4
Coding region: 365-892 (175 amino acids)
Biological process (GO): oxygen transport
Molecular function (GO): iron ion binding; oxygen binding; heme binding
Source: RefSeq, a predicted model, not a curated record